GGUACCGUUUGCAUAGAUUAUGUGAACACAACUAAAACUAGAUCUAUUGUAAUUAUUCUCGACAAUUCCGGUAGUCCUACAGAGGAAGGAUGGAAAACACAAAUGAAGUUCAUGAAAAAAAUUUUCGAUAGUAUGAAGAAUAUUAGAGUUGGAGUUGUAGUGAUAGAAGGACAUUCCCGGGUACAGUUUCCAAUGAGUUGGUAUAAUGAAACUAAAAGCGAAAUCGAACAUUUUGUUAAAACGGCGGAAUGGGAAGAUAAGUGGACAUCUAUUGGUGUGGCAAUCUAUAAGGCUCGCAUCAUGCUAGAGGUUGAAAGAACAGACGAAAAAAUUGUUGUUCUCAUCUCUGAUGGUGACUCAGACCAGUGUCUCUACGACUACACGGAUACAAGAAAACGACCUAACGGGAAGAUGAAAACCUACGUAGCUAAUUGUGAAAAUUGGAAGAGGGAGGCUAUAAAAGCACAUCCACAAGUGCGGGAAGCAGAAGAGCUACGCAAGAGAUCGAUAAGGUUGAUAUAUGUUAUCGCCAAUGAGAAAUAUUAUGACGAAAAACGAGAGAGACGUGAAAGAGUGCUUAAGAUGGUUGCGAGCCCCGAUGACAUAAUUAGAGCAAGGCAUUUCACUUCAUUAAUGGAGCAAAAUAUCUUCGAGAAUUUAAUGAAGAUCAUUGCCGUAGAGCAAAUUUAA
This is a messenger RNA of Cylicocyclus nassatus, 690 nucleotides long. The record is from the annotation of a GenBank genome assembly. NCBI's taxonomy places the organism in Eukaryota, Metazoa, Nematoda, Chromadorea, Rhabditida, Strongylidae.